AGAAUAGGUGAGGGGAAGAGCAAGGAGAACUGUGACCAAACAAUAAUAUCAUAUUAUCCUUUCCAACAAAAAAAAAAGCAAUAAUAAUAUCUUAUGUCUAAGGAUAAAGUGCAAAAACACCACACAAUUAUCCUUCUAGCAUCCGUUUCUCAACUUAGCUAAGCCAACAGACUGAGUACUGCUUAUUGAGAAUUCCUCUCCAAGAAAGGUUGCCUUUACUUGAUGGCAAAUAUUUUUGUGACUAUUGCAACUAAUGUGGGUCAAUAUUUGGCGGGACCAGCAAUUCGCGAAGUUCAAUACCUUCUUUGUGUUAAUAACACAAUCAAUGAUCUUGAGAAAGAAAAGGAAGCACUGACAUCUGAAAGAGAUAACUUGCUAAUUCGUGUUGAACGAGCCAAAGAGAGAACUGAAGUAAUUGAAAAACCAGUGGAGAAGUGGCUGAAUGAUGUGGAAAAACUCCUUAGAGAGGUGGAGGUUCUUGUACAAAGGACGGAGACAGACAACAAUUGCUUCCAAGGAUGGUUUCCAACGUGUGGACGAUAUCUUUUGUGCAAACAAAUGGUGCAGAAGAUAGACGCAAUGGGGAGGUUCAAAGGCAAAAGCAAAGAUAUCGAACCAUUUUCUCAUCUUGCUCCACUACCAGGUAUUCUGUAUCAGUCAUCCGAAGACUUCAUCUAUUUUGAAUCAACAAAAGUGGCUUAUGAUAAACUCUUGAAGGCACUUGAGGAUGAUCGCAUCUCUAUAAUUGGACUGUACGGAAUGGGUGGAUGUGGAAAAACAACCCUUGUAACGGAAGUUGGCAAGAAGGCUGAGGAAUUGGAUAUGUUUGAUAAGGUUAUAUCAAUCACCGUGACAAGAACUCCAAACAUUAGGAGCAUUCAAGGACAAAUUGCAGAUAUGUUAAACUUGAAAUUGGGGGAAGAAAGUGAAGAUGGAAGAGCACAACGUCUAUGGUUGCGUUUAAAAGAAAUGAAGAGAACUCUUAUAAUAGUUGACAAUCUAUGGAGAGAGUUUCAUUUGAAGGAUACAGGGAUUCGCUUAUACAAUGAUAAUAGAGGUGCAUUGAAAAUCCUUGUAACCACACGUAUUGAGAAUGUUUGUAUUUUAAUGAAUUGUCACAAGAUGAUUCAUUUGGGGCUCUUGUCCAAAGAUGAAUCCUGGACAUUCUUCCAAAAGCUUGCAGUAAUUGAUGACGAAUUCUCUGUGUCAUUAGAUGGUGUACCACAAGAAAUCUGCUAUGAAUGCAAGGGACUUCCCUUAGCAAUCAAAACUAUGUCUUCUUCCUUAAAAGGAAAGGAUAAUAAUGAGUGGAAUUCAACAUUAGCUAAGUUGAUGGUUUCAAAGGCAUCUGAUGAUCAUGAAGGAGGAGAGAGCGAUGCUUUAAAUUGUAUCAAGUCCAGCUAUGAGUGUUUACAAAAUAGAGAAGCAGAACAGAUAUUUCUGAUGUGCUGUAUGUUUCUUGAAGACUAUCACAUCCCAGUAGAAGAUUUGUUGAGGUAUGAAAUUGGAGUAGGUGUAGGAAGAACAUACUCAUUGCAGUUAAGGAGGAGCAUGUUCCAAGCACACAUAAACAAACUUCUGGAUUCUCGUUUGCUGAUGCAUGGUAGCGUGAAGAUGCAUGACAUGGUUCGCGACACAGCCUUAUGGAUCGCAAAUAGAUCAAAUAAUUGUAAAAUCUUGGUAAAUGUUGACAAACCACUCAGCAUUGUGGCAGAAGAUAAAAAUAUAAGAGAUUGUUUUGCAGUAUCUUCAUGGUGGGAGAAUAAAAAUCCCUUUUUUUGUCCAUUGCAUGCUCCUAAUCUUAAAAUGCUAUUGCUAAAUAUAAGUGCUCGUCCAUCAUUGAAUUCCUUGGAUUUAUCGCAUUUAACAUUUGAAGGAAUACAAGGGCUUGAGGUAUUUUCUUUAACCGUUGAUUACAGAGUAGUACCAAUAUCAUUUUCUCCAUCAAUCCAACUGUUGAAAAAUGUUCGAACUUUGCGCUUAAAUGGAUUGAACUUUGGUGACAUUUCUGUCAUUGGAAGCUUAACAAGCCUUGAGGUUCUUGACUUGAGACGUUGUAACUUCAAUGAACUUCCUAUCGAAAUAGGAAAACUAAUAAGCCUUAAGUUGCUGGAUUUAUCAGAGUGUCGUAUUUCUGAAAACAACUAUAAUGGAGCAAUAGGGAAAUGUUCACAACUAGAGGAGUUAUAUGCUUCAACAUGUUACCCAGAAAAGUAUGUUCAUGAGAUCAUUAUUGAUAUUGGUAUUCUCUCAAAUCUACAAAGGUUUGUAUUUGACAAUCAAAUCCUUCAGGAAAUAAGGAGAGUUCUAAAAUUAAAAGAUUUUAAUAUCUCAAAGUUGAGGACAUCUAAGAAAAAUAUUCUGCAAAUAGCUGAAAAUAUUUCUUUGGAAGGGCUUCAUGGAGGAUGUAAAAAUAUAAUCCCAGAUAUGGUUGGAAUUGUGGGAGGCAUGAAUGAUUUGACUUCUCUCCAUCUUACAAGUUGCCAAGAAAUAGAAUGUAUCUUCGAUGCAACCUAUGAUUUCAAGGAAGAUGAUUUGAUUCCCAGGUUGGGGGAGUUACGCCUUCGGCAUAUGAAUAACUUGACAGAAUUGUAUCGAGGUCCAUCUCUUCAAGUACUACGCUACUUUGAGAAACUAGAACUGGUUGAUAUACAAUAUUGUUGGCAGGUACACAUCAUGUUUCCACUGGAAUGUAAGUUACGAAAUCUUAAGAUUCUCAGCUUAUCAAAUUGCAGGACCGAUAAAGUACUCUUCUCAGAAUCUGUUGCUCAAAGUAUGCUGCAACUAGAACAACUAAACAUCAGUGGGUGCUAUGAAUUGAAGCAUAUAAUUGCUGCUAGUGGAAGCCAACAUGGUGGUAGUAAUACAAGUGAGGAAAUAAGUCCAGCUCCAAUGAAUUCUCAUUUUUUGAUGACCAAACUAAGGGAUGUUAACAUUUCUGAUUGUCCAAGUUUAGAGUCAAUAUUCCCAAUUUGUUAUGUUGAAGGACUUACACAAUUGCAACAGAUGGAGAUAGAAGAUUCUCCUAAGCUGGAAUACGUGUUUGGUAAAUGUGAUCACAAAGAACACCUUUCAUCAAACCAUGUCACGCUUCCUCAUUUGGAAGCUCUCCGACUCUCUUCUCUUGAAAAUCUCAUUGGGAUGUUUCCUGAGAAUUGUCAAGCAAACUGGUCAUCUCAAUGUCUGAGGAUGCUAAACAUAUAUCAUUGUCCAAAGAUGGCUAUACCAUGGUUCAAUUUGAAGGUUGGCUAUGAUCAAAGUCAACAUCAUCCGAAUGAAAGAUUACUCUCAAAACUGCAAGAGCUGGAAUUGUGUGAUCUGCCUCAAUUGUACUCCAUUUCAUGGGUAGGUCCUACUCCGAGUCAGAUUUGGAGUUUUCAAUGUCUUCAGAGUUUAACAGUGAAAAGUUGUGAAAAUUUGAAAUUCUUGUUUUCCAUGGGGGUAUGUAGAAGCCUACCAGAGUUGAUUAGCCUUGUUAUUGAGAACUGCCAAGAAUUGGAACAAGUAGUUGUAGAAGAUGAAGAACUUCUGCAGCUUCCUGAUGCUGAAUUUUAUUUUCGUAAGCUAAAACAAAUAGGAGUCUUUAGCUGCAACAAGUUGAAAAGCCUUUUCCCUUUUGCCAUGGUUACAAUGCUUCCACAAUUAAGUUCUCUUUUCUUAGCAUAUGCUACUCAACUUCAAGAGGUUUUUAGACAUAGUAGUGGAGACAACGUUAUGAAUGAAAUGGAAAUUGUUCUUCCAAACUUGACCAAGAUAUUUUUGUCUGAACUACCAAAUUUUGUAGAUAUCUGCCAUGGUUGUAAGUUACAUGCCCCUAAACUUCUAAAACUCAGCAUAUCUUUCCUUGACCGAACUCCUCCAAGCUUAAUAAAAAUUCAGAGGAAACUGCAAGAGGAAGCAGGAUCAGGAGAUGGUGAAGAUUUUCAUUCUUUGGUUUUUAAGAAUGAUGAAGAUUCUCAAUUUCGGUCAACUUCAAGCAUAAGUGAUUAUGUGAAAGAUCCAUCCGUACCCAACUUGGCAGUGGGACAAAGGAAAAACAAAGUAUAUUGUUGAUAAGGAUGAAGAAGCGGCAGCAGAAGAUGACGAAGAUUCUCUUUAUCAGUACCCAGCUUCUACCAAAACUGAUUUUGUGGAAGAACCGUUCGUACUCAACUACGCAUGGGACAAAGGAAAAACAGAAGAAAUUGAAAAAAGAAAUGUUGAGAGUGGGAUUAGAGAAGAACCCACUCCCUUUGGAUCAGAACCUUAAUCCGGUGCCUUAGGCCAACUCGGUCAUCUCAACUUUGUUGAAAAAUCUGUUCCCUGUUACUGUGGUUAUAGUACUUGUAUUGCGUGUUCCUUUGUUUCGGUUUCUUUAAACCACUUUUGUUGUAGUUUACCGUUUGGGCUGAUUACUACAUUUUGUCUGUUGUUUGACUGGGUCAGGUUUAUGUCCUCCAGUAUUUUGACAAAUAUCACAAGCUACAUUGGAUGAUCUGCUGAAUUUUCUUGAUAUAUUUCAUGAUUGCAAGUUAGAUGCA
This is a messenger RNA of Medicago truncatula (barrel medic), 4520 nucleotides long. RefSeq names its product probable disease resistance protein At4g27220. NCBI's taxonomy places the organism in Eukaryota, Viridiplantae, Streptophyta, Magnoliopsida, Fabales, Fabaceae. Gene Ontology annotation, molecular function: ADP binding. The record is from RefSeq and is a predicted model, not a curated record. The coding region runs from base 223 to 4053 and encodes 1276 amino acids. The transcript is spliced from 4 exons.